Molecule: messenger RNA, 1586 nt
Organism: Hylaeus anthracinus
Lineage: Eukaryota; Metazoa; Arthropoda; Insecta; Hymenoptera; Colletidae
Product: glycine, alanine and asparagine-rich protein-like
Exons: 4
Coding region: 474-1586 (370 amino acids)
Source: RefSeq, a predicted model, not a curated record
UAUAUUUGGAUUUAUUUUCAUUGUCGCCUCACCUACGGAAUUAAUUUUUCUAGUUCCUUAAUGAAAAGUCCUGUCACCCAUUUCUAGAUAAUGUGGCAGUCAACUUGAUGAUCAAGACAGCCGUUAUUAUUUAAUCAAAGGAGAUCACUCGAAUUUCUCAUUUGCAUGGCAACGGCUAUCGUUUGAAACGUUUGGAAUUUGAGAUAUUUCGCCAUCGAGUGGGAAAUCCUGAAAUAAUUCUCUUUAAUUCAUUAUCGUCGAAUAGGACAACGGUUCUUAGUUGAAGCGGUCUGUUGCAAUUCGGGGCGGAGGGGAGGAGGUGCGAUAACGGUUUUCCAUGCAGGUUAAGGAACCAGGCGACGUCUACCUAGAACCAUCCAUUUCUGGAAACCGCCCCCAACACCAAGGAGCCAUAUAAAACCAUACCGCCCUAAACGAAGGGAAUUCAGUUCUGCAACAGUCGCCCUGCAAGAAUGAAGUUCUUCGUCUUCCUGUCACUUCUCGCUGCAGCAACGCUCGUUGCUUCCCUGCCAUUGGGUGGCGAAGCCACGAAUUCGUUGUCGGAUGGCGCAGUGUAUCGAGAGGAUGGCGAGGCUGCCAGUGAAGUUACGAGGAUGAAGAAGCAUCUCCAUACGUAUAAGACUAAGUCGGAUAGCUCGAGUAUUAGUCUGCAAACGCCGUUGACCAACAUUGCCAUCCAAAAAUCCAGGGUCAGAACUCGGCCUUUGCAUUUGCAUCAACCCCUACGCCAUCUUAUACGCGAUAGGGCUGAAUAUCUACACAGCAUGUCGUUUGGCAACGAAGAUGCCGCUGCAGCAACCAACGCAGAAACCGCGUCAGCAGCCAAUGGAGGAACCACAGCAGCAGCUAACGCAAAUUUCAUUGCAGUAGCCAACGCAAAUGCCAUUGCGAACGCAGGUAGCCGGAUCCUGGUGAACGGUGUGCCCUUAUAUCCAGGUCAAGUAAUCUUCCUGGGUAGUUCCUGUCCGAUUUUUGGGACGUCAGCCUUUGAAACUUUAGGCAACAGUGUUAAUGUUGGAGGUCCUUCUGGAUUCUAUACAAAGACUGGCGUGACAGCAACCGCUGAAGGCAGUAAUAACGGAAAAAACACCGUUGCUGAAGGACAUAGUCAAUCAGCAUCGAGGGUGGCCGGAACUGAAAGUGCCUCUAAAUCUUAUACCAGGACUAGCGCGACAGCAACCGCUGAAGGCAGUAAUAAUGGAAAAAACACCGUUGCUGAAGGACAUAGUCAAUCAGGAUCGAGGGUGGCCGGAACUGAAAGUGCCUCUGAAUCUUAUACCAGGACUAGCGCGACAGCAACCGCUGAAGGCAGUAGUUAUGGUAAAAACACCGUUGCUGAAGGACAUAGUCAAUCAGGAUCGAGUUUUCAAGAAUUUGGAUUCUUUUCUGGAGCCAAAGUUGAUACGAGCGCUAAUGCUGAUGUCUUUUCUAGACCUGGCAUUGGUCGUACAGGAUUAGGCUUUGGCAGUCAAAGAACAGGAUUGACUGAAGCUAACGCCAAGUCUAACGCCAUAGCCAUCACUGGAAACAAUGGAUUCGGUGGUAACGGCGUUGCUGGAGAGUAG